Molecule: messenger RNA, 639 nt
Organism: Ostertagia ostertagi
Lineage: Eukaryota; Metazoa; Nematoda; Chromadorea; Rhabditida; Trichostrongylidae
Source: the annotation of a GenBank genome assembly
AUGACCGUCGAAGCCAAGAUCUGCGGUCUCACGACGCCGGAAACAGUCGAUGCCGCGGUCGAGGCCGGCGCAGGCUUCGUGGGUUUCGUCACCUUUCCGCGCUCGCCCCGCCACAUCGAGUCGCUCGAUCUGCUGAAGGUGCUGGGCGCGCGCGUGCCGCCAACGGUGGUGCGUGUCGGGCUGUUCGUCGAUCCCGACGAUGCGCUGAUCGAUGCCCGACUGGCGACAGGCGCGAUCGACAUGCUGCAGCUCCACGGCGCGGAGACGCCGGAGCGGCUCGCGGCGCUCAAGGCACGCACCGGCAAGCCGGUGAUGAAGGCCAUCAAGGUCGCGACCCCGGACGAUAUCGAGCGUGGCAUCGCGGCCUAUGCCGGUGUCGCCGAUCGGCUGAUGUUUGACGCAGCGGAAGGCACGCUGCCGGGCGGCAACGCCACGGCGUUCGACUGGACGUUCCUGUCGGGCCGUACCGUGCCGCUGCCUUGGUUCCUCGCGGGUGGGCUGACGCCGGCCAAUGUCGCCGAGGCCGUGCGUGUAACGGGCGCGCGCGCCGUCGACGUUUCUUCUGGUGUGGAAGCAAGCCGCGGUAUGAAAUCCAUCGAACUGAUCCGCGCCUUCGUCGGCGCAGUAAAAGCGUUGUAA